Necator americanus (New World hookworm) is the source of this 273-nucleotide messenger RNA. RefSeq lists its product as uncharacterized. The record is from RefSeq and is a predicted model, not a curated record. The transcript has a single exon. Bases 1 to 273 code for a protein of 90 amino acids. NCBI's taxonomy places the organism in Eukaryota, Metazoa, Nematoda, Chromadorea, Rhabditida, Ancylostomatidae.
AUGAAUGACGGUACACUCAUCAUUCAUGGAGAGAAGGUUCCGUCGCGAAAUGUAGGCGGUGUUGGUUUUGUUGUGCACCCAUCUGUCGUCCAUCUCGUCGAUUCUCACGAGAUCCUGUCACCUCGUCUGGCCAUUCAAAAAUCAGUCAGUAUCAUCAACUGCUACUCACCAACAUCAACAGCUGAUGAAUCCGAAUUGGACACGUUUUACGAGGAGCUAGAGGAAGUAGCCCGCAACGAGAAGUCUUUAUACAAAUUCGUUGCCGGAGACUAA